This is a messenger RNA of Gadus morhua (Atlantic cod), 1939 nucleotides long. Its product is annotated as papilin. The transcript is spliced from 9 exons. The record is from RefSeq and is a predicted model, not a curated record. NCBI's taxonomy places the organism in Eukaryota, Metazoa, Chordata, Actinopteri, Gadiformes, Gadidae. Bases 298 to 1263 code for a protein of 321 amino acids.
UGACAUACUAGGGACAUGUUCCUUGAUUAUAGCACUUGAUGUUUUCUUAUUUUAAAGCAGCACACGUUGAAUUGGUUGAGUUUAUGUUACUUAAAACUCUUCUUAAAUGUAACAUUUUUUUUUAUGGAAAACUGAUAACGUCAAAACGUAAUUUCCGCACACAGUUGGUCGACGAGGUGUGAAUACCUCUUCGGUGGAUUAUUUAGAGCAGCAUCAUGUGCCUAUCUCAGUUCAGACAGUGAACUCUGCGGAACACAGUCGGCCUCCAGUCUACCAUCACCUGCUGCCUCCACAAACAUGAUUUUCUUUGCUCUUUCUGUUUUCACCCUGGGUCUGGUCACUGCUGAACCCAACGGCUCCAUGAACACAACUUGGGCUACUACCGACACAUCCGAUGUUACCCAGGGAACCAAGGCCACGGCUGACAACACCACCAAUGACACCACUUUCCGCAUGUCCGAACGCGAACAGACCACUGGAGGCGGAGCCAUUAAUGCACCGUCGGCGCAGUCAGCCAACCCUAAUCCCAAUGAAACCCCUAAACCCAAUACCACCCCUAAUCCCGAGACCACCUCAAGUACCACCUCUGCUCCCAUCCUGAAGGAAGCCACUACGACCAUAGCAAAACACACUAAAGAUGUUGUCCAAAAGACUACUACUGCUGGGUCACAUGAGAGCGGAGUUGACGCCAUUGGCAUAACAAUCAUCUGUGUGGUUCUGCUGAUUUGCCUGCUGAUCGCUGUGGGCUGCUUCGUCAAGCGCAACUAUCAAAGCAGGUACUCCGUGGACCUCAGGACGGAAGCUGCUAGUGUUCCUCUCAGUGUGGUCGUGGAUCACACUGAGCCAGGCGACAGUACGGUGUACACCGGGAUGCAGACCUCGGACAACGGGCAGGUGGAUUCAAAGAAGUCACAAGACUCUCAAAACAAUGAAGUUCCCAAGCCAAAGGACUCUGGACCGGCUGAAGACCCCAAGCCAAAGGAGUCUGGAGUCGCUGAAGACCCCCAGCCGAAGGACUCUGGAGUCACUGAAGUUCCGCAGCCAAUGACAGAGCAGAAGGACCAAGCGGAACAGGCACGCCUGGUUGAGGCCGGGGCCACCGGCCAGCCUGCAUCGCCCGGCCCGGCCGAGGCCGGAGCGCUAGAGGGCGCCACGGACGACGAGGGCAUCUCCUCUGCAGAGUCCCUGAAGGAACCCACUGAAGGCGCGGGGAGCAGCGCUCAGACAGAGGCAUCGGCGACAGACGCGCUCAUUGAAAAUUGAAGAAAAUCCUUGAAUUCAUUGAUGCAUCGGAUAAAGGCGACUCUUUUUGUCCGCAUUUCAGGAAUAUGUAUCAUUUGAUACAGGCUUUUAGAGGAUUCAAACCAGCUUAGCUAUUUGUAUUUGAACUGUAAAAAUAUAUUUUUACAUAUUAUGGUUAAGGAUUAAUUUACUUACCUGUUAUGUUCCUAAAGUGGGUUUGAAUUUGUAAAUAUGACCUUAACAGUUAAAAAUCCAUCAGAUGGCUUUGAAUUUUUGUUAACUUUUUGUUUGCACCUUCUUGCACAACACAAUACGUUAAUAUAUAGAUGUAUUUGAUACAGACAGAGAAUGUAUAUUUUUAUUCUAUAAAUGUCAUAAUUGUUUAAAUAUGACGCAUACGUUGUUGCACAGUAACCAGAAUUAUCCAUCCACACAUAAAUAUGUUGGAUGGAUAUUUGCUAACUUAAUCCUCUGCAUAUUCCCCCUUUUAUGUUUAUUUUUGUCGUGUGUGUCGUUUGGCAUCAGUACUGGACAUUGCAAGCUAUUAAAUAAAUCUGAUGCAAUUGGAAAAAGGAAUGAUUAAAUGUGCUCAAUGUGAAAUAUAAUGGGCCAGAGACUUCACAGAUCGCUAAUUUCUAGCAAUAAGCAAUUUGUUCUGAUAUCUGAUAUCAAACAUCAAUAAAAUAUUUUUUCCUCA